AUGACGACACCUAUUCGCAAAAGCCAUCCCCUUUUUAAAAUUGCUAACGGAGCUUUAGUAGAUAUACCUAUUCCAAGAAAUAUUUCAACAUUCUGAAAUUUUGGAUCUUUACUAGGCUUAUGUUUAGUUGUCCAAAUUGUUACUGGUCUUUUUCUUGCUAUACACUAUACUGCUCAUAUUGAUUUAGCUUUCUCAAGUGUUGCUCAUAUUUGUCGAGAUGUAAAUUACGGGUGACUUCUUCGUACACUCCAUGCUAAUGGAGCUUCCUUUUUCUUUAUUUGCCUUUACUUACAUAUUGGACGUGGUAUGUAUUAUGGAUCCUACUUAUUUUUUCAUGCUUGAAUAGUGGGUGUUGUUAUUUUAUUCAUAGUUAUAGCAACAGCUUUUCUAGGUUAUGUUUUACCUUGGGGUCAAAUAUCUUUCUGGGGUGCAACAGUUAUUACUAACCUUUUUUCUGCUAUCCCUUAUAUUGGCACUGAACUUGUACAAUGAAUUUGAGGUGGAUUUGCAGUUGAUAAUGCAACACUAACUCGAUUUUUUACAAUUCAUUUUUUGUUACCAUUUUUAGUAGCAGCAGCGACUCUUAUCCAUAUUUUAUUUAUUCAUCAAACUGGAGCUAACAACCCACUUGGAAUUGCAAGACAUAUUGAUAAAGUUCCAUUCCAUCCUUAUUUCACUUUUAAAGAUGUUGUUGGAUUUAUAGUUAUACUAACCGCAUUAAUUUUAUUGACUCUUCUAAAUCCCUACCUUCUUGGAGACCCUGACAACUUUGUCCCGGCUAAUCCACUCGUUACACCAGCACAUAUUCAACCUGAAUGAUACUUUUUAUUUGCAUAUGCUAUCUUGCGAUCAAUUCCAAACAAAUUAGGAGGAGUAAUCGCCCUGGCUAUAUCAAUCGCAAUUUUAAUAAUUUUACCUUUUACCCAUACUUCUAAAUUUCGAAGAUUAACUUUUUAUCCUUUAAAUCAAAUUUUAUUUUGAUCUUUAAUUGCAAUUGUUAUUCUUCUAACCUGAAUUGGAGCUCGACCUGUUGAGGAUCCUUUUGUUAUUACAGGGCAAAUUCUAACAGUAGUGUAUUUCCUUUACUACAUUGUCAAUCCUCUUUCACUUUUAUUGUGAGAUAAACUGCUUGAUU
Molecule: messenger RNA, 1135 nt
Organism: Homarus americanus (American lobster)
Lineage: Eukaryota; Metazoa; Arthropoda; Malacostraca; Decapoda; Nephropidae
Source: the annotation of a RefSeq genome assembly